UGGGAUCAUCUGAGUCGGGCCACUCAUCGGACCGGGAGCGACAGUGGAGCGAUGGCGGCGAUGCGAUCGGGAUUCCGGCGCCUCUUCUCCAUCUCCGCCUUCACGCCCCCGACUCCAGCUGCCGCUGCCCCGCCGGCGGAGCCUUCCACUAACCUCUUUAUCUCAGGACUUAGCAAGCGAACAACGUCGGAAGGACUCAGAGAAGCUUUUUCAAAGUUUGGGCAAAUAGUCUAUGCUAGGGUUGUGACUGACCGCAUUUCUGGGUUUUCCAAAGGAUUUGGGUUUGUGAGGUAUGCAACAUUAGAAGAAGCAGCAGAAGGCAUAAAAGGCAUGGACGGCAAGUUUCUCGAUGGAUGGGUUAUUUUUGCCGAGUACGCCAGACCAAGACUACCCCCGUCAGGCCCGACACAACCACAGACACCACCUCCCCAAACAUCAGAACCAUCAUCUGGUUUUUAACAGAGCUUGAGCUCCAUCAAAGCUUCCUCAUUCAUGAGAGGCUACGAAUCAUUAAAGCAGAUUCUUUUUUUGCAAAUUUAAAUUACUUGGUUUUCCCUGGUGUGCAAUAAUUCUCUUAAAUGGGAGGGUUAGGUUGCACAAGUGCUGCCAUUGGAGACUGAUGCGAACUUGAAGAACAUGAUGCCCAUAAACUUCUAGUGUACCCAUGGACUUGUCUUUUAGUAUCUUGGCUGGAAGCGAGACUUCUUCAUGAGAGAUAUGUAUGUUGUGCCACACGGUUAAUUCUCUGUUUUACAAAUUAGACUUUACUUGGUUGUGCUUAA
Molecule: messenger RNA, 782 nt
Organism: Musa acuminata subsp. malaccensis (wild Malaysian banana)
Lineage: Eukaryota; Viridiplantae; Streptophyta; Magnoliopsida; Zingiberales; Musaceae
Product: organelle RRM domain-containing protein 2, mitochondrial
Molecular function (GO): RNA binding
Source: RefSeq, a predicted model, not a curated record